This is a messenger RNA of Insectozyma verbasci, 1206 nucleotides long. The record is from the annotation of a GenBank genome assembly. NCBI's taxonomy places the organism in Eukaryota, Fungi, Ascomycota, Pichiomycetes, Serinales, Debaryomycetaceae.
AUGACUAGAUCAUUACAUUCAAAUGAUUUAAAUACAACAACAACAUCAACAGAAACCAAUGGAUUAGUAUUAUCAACACGUACAACUCCAAACAUUCAUUUGACAUACAAUAAUCAUAAUUUAUCAGAUUUUAGAAUUGAAGAAUUUAUAAAUAAACAAUCUACAACAGAUAUUCAUUCAAGUCAUAUUAGAGAUGAGAAAAAAUAUAAACAACAUAGUAAGUUAUUUUUACUUAUUUCAAUUAUAUCAGCUACUUUAAUUAUCUUAUUUGAGGCUUAUAUGUUUGCAGUUUUGAAUAUUCAUAAACAUGAUAUCUAUGAUGCAAAAUACAUUGAAAUUUCAAUUUAUCUUGCCCUUUUCAUAUUUGCUGGGGUUUAUCAAAUUAUCGUCAGUUUAAUUGCAAUUUAUUCUACUAAUUUAUUAUUAUUGGUUUUUUUAAUGUUAUUUUAUGGGAGUAUGAUGAUUUAUACUGGAGUUCAAUAUUAUGAAAUGAGUUCCAAAAUCACAAUGAUAUUAAAAGGAGACUGGAGCAAGAUAAGUUAUGGUUUGAAUAUUGCUACUAUUGGAGUAAUUGGCUUGACUUUGGUUCUACAAUCUUUUGUUGUAUAUUUUGGUUUGAAAAGGUAUGUUUCCUGGUUUACAUUUAAGAAAAUUGGUGCUGAUUUUAAAUUGAAACGGAUUUAUAAAGUGUUUCAAAUUCAUAGGUCAGUGUUGUUACUUGAUUUCUUCUUCUUUGUGGGGUUUACUGUCCAGUUUUUGAUCAUUAUGGUAAAUAAAAAAGAUUCACAAGAGUUCAUAUUGACUAUUAUUGUAUUACCUUUGACUAUUAUAACCUUAUUAAUUAGUGAUAUUUCAACAACUAGAGAAUGGUAUUACGGGACAAUCUUAGUUGUUUGUAUAUUUACUUGUGGAAUAAUCUUUGUUUUGUUCAAAUUAAUUAGAAUGUAUACUAAAAAUACAUCAGCUUAUGGAUUAGCAUUGACUACUGGUGGUUAUUUCCUUGGUAAGAAUUCAUUAUUGAUAUUUGGUAUAAUUACACUGAUUUUAUUAGUAACUACAAUCAUCUUAGAAAUUUGGGUAACGUUCAAUUAUAACAAGGGGUUGUUAAAUUUCGUCAAUUCAAAUUAUAAAUAUAUACCAGGAUACAAGUCGAAACAACAAGAAGAAAUAAACAUAGAUGAUGAAUGUAAAGAUAGUAUUGAUUAG